This is a messenger RNA of Oreochromis aureus, 2050 nucleotides long. RefSeq lists its product as uncharacterized. Gene Ontology annotation, biological process: regulation of transcription by RNA polymerase II. The record is from RefSeq and is a predicted model, not a curated record. Bases 1181 to 1912 code for a protein of 243 amino acids. Gene Ontology annotation, molecular function: DNA binding. The transcript has 4 exons. Gene Ontology annotation, cellular component: nucleus; transcription regulator complex. NCBI's taxonomy places the organism in Eukaryota, Metazoa, Chordata, Actinopteri, Cichliformes, Cichlidae.
GUCCAAAUUAUUUGGUUCCUGUGACCAUCGCUGAGAGUUAAAAAAAAAAAAAAAAAAAAAAAAAAAGUCUUUUAUCCUCCAUAAAACAAUGAGUGUGGCUGUUCCCCUCCAGGAGUUAGAGUAAAGUUUAAUAUCCAGGCUUGCAUGAAAACGAGGAUUUACCAGGUUUACUGGAGUUAGAAGUUAGCAGGAAGUUGGCUCGCUCCAUGUUUCAAUUUACUGCUGUAUUUUUUCUGGCUCAUCUAGCUUUAAUGCAGCCGUUCAGAUCAACCGCGUAAUUUCACAGGAUCAAUUUGCAGCAUUAAUAUUUUUCAGACCAAAUUAAAUUUUUCAGAUUUUUCACACGGGAAUAAAACGGAUCUGACCAAUUGGAUCACUGCAUUUGGUAACGAGUGUGGUCAGAGCUGAAACGCACACCGGUACUGAAUCAUCAGUGAUUUGGAAACGGUCAGAUAAUCCCGUGUGACCUCAGACUCACAGCUAGCUGCUGCUCCGGGUCAGUCGGCUCCCUGAAAUGAUUCCUCUGCCUCCUCAGAUGUGGUCCCAACUCUGCUGAUUCCUGAAACGUGCACGAAAGCAUCGACUCAGGGAUCGAACCAGAAAAUCGUCCCUCCUGCUGCUGCUCCUCAGAGUCAGAUGAUCCAGAAUCUCCGUUUCUUCCUUUUCUGGUUCAGAAACAUCAGGAACAGUUCAUCAUCACUUCAUGUUGACUUCAUUUUUUCCACAAUUUUUUUUUAGUUUUUUGGAGCAGUUCACAUAAAUCCAUUUUCGUGUCAUAUUUUCACAACUCGCUCGGUGUGUAACGGUGUGUUCACACCGAACGCGAUAGAGGCGGCCAGAGCGUCAGGUUUACAUGUAAAGUCAAUGGAAAAGCGCGAUGAUACGCGAUUGCGCGUCUGGCGAAAAUUCGGAAGCAGAUUUGCAUUGCGAAAACGCCAAAACUCGUGAAACGCGCGUCAGUGUCCCGCGUCUGGCGCAUUUGACUCGCGGAAAAAACCACGCGCGUGAGUUUUUGUGUUGCAUUUUGUGCAUACGCGUGUUUCGCCUCUACCGCUGGAGUUGGAAAAAUUUGAACUCCAGCGUCAAAUCGCGCCGCGGCAACCAAUCAGGAGCCUGGUGACGUGGCUGUAACCAGGUCAAAGGGGCAGAUCAAACCAAAGCCCUUCAUUCUUCAUUCAGUAUGGAGGAAAAACUCAUCAGCUCAGUGGCUAAUCGUCCAGAACUAUACGAUGCUAGCUGCUACUUCUACCGGGACAGGAAUAAAAAGGACCUAGCUUGGAGGCACAUAAGUGAGGAGAUCGGGCAACCUGAGGACAUCUGCAGGAAAAAGUGGGAGAGCCUCAGGGACACGUAUAAUAAGGAGAAGAGGACAUGGAAGGAGAAGAGGAGUGGGUCUGCAGCAGGAUCGGGGAGGAGAUGGAAAUUUUACGCGGUCAUGGGGUUUCUGGACCCCUUCCUCACCCCGCGGGACACUAGCGGCAAUAUGGUGCAGACCGUGGGGAACUUCGCCCCCGAGGACGAGGGACAGCUCGGAGAGGCAGCAGGGGAGUUUCAGUCUGAAGAGUCAACUGAUUAUGCAGCAGAGCCAUCCCCUGAUGCUUCUUCUGGCUCCCCAGUCCCUGGUCCCUCCACUCCUGCUGCUGCACCCACAGGCCCACAGAGGAGGACAGCUCAAAAGCGGUCGAGGGACGGGUACCAGGAUGGUCCAUCGGUGGUGGAGCUGGCCAUCCUGGAGUCACUGAAGAGGCCACGCCCGUCUCCAACGGAGUAUUUCCUCCUUGGCCUUGCUCCUGCUCUGGAGAGCCUGCCGCCUCAGACACGAGAAUUCGUGAAAUUCCAAAUGCACAAAUUAGUUUUUGAAAGCAGCACAGCUGUGUUAAAUUUUGAAACAUUGGACCCUAGCGAUCAGUAGUUUUCUGAUGAGGCAGCAGGCUCUCCAGGGCAGAAACAAUGUUCUUAUUUUUCUCCUCAUUCUCCCUGAGGCUCUUCCACUCCAAGCUGGGUCCUUUUUGUUCCUGUCUUUCUGUAAAUAGUUAAAUUUUAUAUAUUU